AUGACAGUCUUUGUUUUGUAUGUACAAGCAGAUUUUGAGGGAAUCGAAGAACUCAUUUUUCCUGAAAAUUAUACAUGGUGUUUUGAUAUAGAGCAAAGUGCUGGCUCAUUAACUAAAGAAAGGAUUACUGUUGAUCCCAAUGAAAAUAUUGAGAUGGAAAAUAGCAGAGGCGUUGUAAAUUUUGCAAUGAAAUGGGAAUCAGAUAAAAGACAGUCAACAAUUACUUGUGUUAAGUUGAAUAAUAUCUCAAGGAUGAAAGUAACUAGCGAGGAUGAAGGGAAACUAGUUCCAGUUGCAGCUUUUGACUGCAGAGGAAUCAACUUAACUAAGUGGAAUCCAAGUUUUGGUUAUAAUGUAAUUUCAAAUACUGGGAAAAAAUUUGAAAACAUCAAUUUAGAGGAGUUUGAAUGGUGCGAUUUUGAUGAGAAUUCCAAUGAAUCUGUUGGAAUUUAUAAUUUAAAGAGUGAAUUUAGAACCCACAAAGUUUAG
This is a messenger RNA of Cryptosporidium ubiquitum, 489 nucleotides long. RefSeq lists its product as uncharacterized. Lineage: Eukaryota; Apicomplexa; Conoidasida; Eucoccidiorida; Cryptosporidiidae. The transcript has a single exon. The record is from RefSeq and is a predicted model, not a curated record. Gene Ontology annotation, molecular function: zinc ion binding. The coding region runs from base 1 to 489 and encodes 162 amino acids.